Molecule: messenger RNA, 1191 nt
Organism: Pseudozyma flocculosa PF-1
Lineage: Eukaryota; Fungi; Basidiomycota; Ustilaginomycetes; Ustilaginales; Ustilaginaceae
Exons: 1
Coding region: 1-1191 (396 amino acids)
Source: RefSeq, a predicted model, not a curated record
AUGACCUCGAUACGCCAACAACAGCAACCAGCCUCGUCAUCGUACAACACCGGCGGGCCAUCCACCGCCAUCAACCCAUCCUCCUCCUCCUCCUCCUCCUCGUCCUCAUCCACCACCACCUCGGCGACGGCAGCAGCGGCAGCCAACGCCAAUGCCAGCGCCAGUGGCCCGUCGUCGCAGCACCCGCAGGUCUCGCUGCUCGGCACCGUCCCGCUCGUCCACCUCGCCGGGCUGCUCGCCCACGUCACCCGCCACCUCACCACCCUCCCGCCCCUCGACCUACUGGAACGCGAAACCCUCCUCGCACGCCACGACGACGUCGCGAGCUCGGUGCGCGAAAAGCACGACAAUGCCUGGGCUGCCGUCGUGCGCAGCCGCAGAGGUGUCCGGUUGAGAGUCAAGGAACGCCUGGGCCGCUACGACGUAGGCGUCGACAACGAGGCAGAACACGAGGUAGAGUGCCAACUCGCCCUGCCCCUCCCACCCCUGCCGGAACGCCAAUACCCCCGCGUCACCGUACGACCCGCCGUCAACGUCCAGGUCCUCGCGCAACCGACCUCGUCUCGGCUCCACAGCUCAUCCAAGGACAGAACGCGGACCACCUCGACCUCGUCGUUCUCCACGCCCUUCCUCCCUCUCCCCCCGUCCUGCCUCGACACCGACGCGACAACGGGCUGGAGGACCCUCACCUCGGCGCUGGGCUGGACGCCCUCCUUUUCCUUUAUCCGGUACGGCCUCGAAUUCAUCCUCGACGACCAGUCGGCACGCGCACGCACCGACAGCGGCGGCGGUGGCUCCUCCAACCCGCUCCAGCCGACGACGGAUACGCUGCACAUCCUGCGCAUCUACCGCAUCUUUCGACCCGACCCCACCGGAUACCUGCACGGCGACGACGACGACGACGAAGAGGCAGAGUGGGUCCCGCUCGACCCAGACGGCCACACUGUCGUCAUCGAACUCACCUCGACCGUUGGGGGAAAGCUGGACGCGACCCACUUUACCCAUGCCUCCGUCCUCGCCUCGACGCCCUCGACGGGGCAGGGCAGGUCGGGCGCCAAUGCAGCAGCGACGGCGGUGGCGGGUGCACUGGACAAGGACACCAGCCUGGAAGACGCCAUCGCCCACAUCGAGGCCGUCGCCAAGUCGCUGCGGGGCUUUGUCGACCUCAAGCGGGAAAAGGUGGAUUUCUGA